Poecilia latipinna (sailfin molly) is the source of this 1245-nucleotide messenger RNA. RefSeq names its product MTOR associated protein, LST8 homolog (S. cerevisiae) (gene mlst8). The transcript has 3 exons. The annotation marks the transcript as partial. The record is from RefSeq and is a predicted model, not a curated record. Gene Ontology annotation, biological process: TOR signaling; regulation of actin cytoskeleton organization. Lineage: Eukaryota; Metazoa; Chordata; Actinopteri; Cyprinodontiformes; Poeciliidae. Gene Ontology annotation, cellular component: TORC2 complex; TORC1 complex. Gene Ontology annotation, molecular function: protein binding.
GGUUGAGAAUAUUUCUGGGGGCUGUGGGCCCCCUGAAGCGGCCCUGGAGACGCCCCUGUGGGGCUGCGGCCCUGGAGACGCCCCUGUGGGGCUGCGGCCCCCCGAGGCGGCCCUGGAGACGCGCGGCCCCCCGAGGCGGCCCUGGAGACGCCCCUGUGGGGCUGCGGCCCCCCGAGGCGGCCCUGGAAACGCCCCUGUGGGGCUUUAAUCUGCUGGUUCCUCUGCAGGGAAACUGCUAUGUGUGGAACCUGGCUGGAGGGAUGGGAGACGAAGUCACCCAGUUGAUUCCCAAGACCAAGAUCCCAGCACACAAACGCUACUCCCUGCGCUGCAAGUUCAGCCCAGACUCCACACUGCUGGCCACCUGCUCAGCAGACCAGACCUGUAAAAUCUGGAGGACGUCGAAUUUCUCCCUCAUGACGGAGCUGAGCAUCAAGAGCAACAACCCUGGAGAGACCUCUAGAGGCUGGAUGUGGGACUGCGCUUUCUCUGGGGACUCCCAGUACAUCGUUACUGCGUCUUCCGACAACCUGGCCCGGCUGUGGUGCGUGGAGACGGGAGAGAUCAAGCGGGAAUACAGCGGCCACCAGAAGGCCGUCGUCUGCCUGGCCUUCAACGACAGCGUGCUCGGCUGAGGAAGACGAGGGGGACGACGAAGACGCCAGCAAGCCGGUUCCUCACAGUGGAGGAGAGUUGGAGGUUUCCCUGCAGCAUCAUGGCCGCCUCAGGCUUUACAGGACAGACUUUAUCAGGCAGGCAGGAGGAGAAGCAGAAGGUAAACCUCACAUUUCAACACGUUUCUGUAUUUAUUCACCACAACUGGACAUUCAGCUGAGCUCACAUUGUGUCACGUUGCAGCAAACCUCAGAGCUCCUUACUGGGACUUCAGAUGAAAAAACGCACAGAAUUAUUGUGAAGGGGAAAGAGAAAAAUAAAAAAUAAAUCGCUUUCAUAUUCAGCCCAAAAUAAACAAAAGUUUGUAGAAUUACCCAGGAUUUUUCUGUACGUCUCAUUUAAAUAAUUAAAGUUUUACAUCUGCUAUAAUCUGAUAUCAGGGGUGUCAGAAUAAAGAGGCUGAACACAAAUGCAUGCCACACUUCUCAGAUUUCUGUUUCACUUCAAAAUGAUGCGUUAAUUUGUUGCAUAAAAUCCUAAAAGUUUGUGGUUGUGUGUGUCUGUGAUGCUCUGUGUUCAGAUCUGUUUCUCUGUGCCUGGUGGGUCAACUGGGAAUAAACCAUGUACAAA